Molecule: messenger RNA, 2387 nt
Organism: Hydra vulgaris (swiftwater hydra)
Lineage: Eukaryota; Metazoa; Cnidaria; Hydrozoa; Anthoathecata; Hydridae
Source: RefSeq, a predicted model, not a curated record
GAUUAAGUUUUUAUGUUAACUGUUCAGUCAAUUUGUUGUUUAGAAAUUAGAUGUUUUGAAAGUUUCAUUGGAAAAGCCAUUGUUUGAUGAUUCUGACUCAAAAAUUGAAUAUCAAUAUCAUUCCACUGUUGAUAAUAUUACUCAAUCAAGUUUUACAAAAUGUGAUCUUAUUUUUAAAAAAGAAAACGAGUUAGUGUGUUUAUCACCAAACAAAGAAACAGAGUUUAAUGCUGUACUUUCUAGUUUAAUUACAACUCCUAUAAUUGAAAGAUGUGCUUCUUGGGAAGAACUAAAAACUUUUUCAGAAGCUUUCAAUAGUGAUGUUCCUAAAGAAGACCUAAAUUCAACAUGUGAUGAUUUUGGUAAAAUUACAAAAAAGUGUUUGAAUCUAAUUAAAACAUGUGGCAAAAUUGAGGUUGAUACCUCAAAACCAGAAACCAACAAGUACACAAAACCAGCAUGGCUUUGUUUAUUUUGCAAAGUUCCUCAGACUCGGUUAAAACGUCAUAUUCUUUUAAAGCAUGGUACUGAAAUUUCGGUAUUGCCUCUUUUAAAUAUAAACUCUGAAGGUCAGAAUCGUUAUAUAGAAAUAUUUCGGAAGGAAGCAAUUAAAAAUCACAAUGUUUCACUAGUGGAAUCGUGUCAAACAUGUUUUAUUAGAGAAAGAAAGUCUAAAAUACAAAAUGAUGAACUCCCUCUUAUGUGUCUUGGGUGUUAAAUUUUUAUUCAAGAAAGUAUAAAGCUCGUCACCAACUUGUUUGCCAAGGUACAAAUACCAAUCUAAUAAUACCUUUUCUAUAGCAAGUGAAGAUUAUGAAAAUUAUUCAAAUGAUUUUGUCAACCUUCUAAACACAUUACAACUGGAUGAUAUUGGAAAUUAUAUUAAAACUGACAAAAUCAUUUUAAUGAUUGGUUCUAGAUCUUAUAGCGCUCUUAAAAGAAAGAAAGAUAAAUAAAGAAAAGACUAAAAGAUUGGUUCGUUCACGAAUGCGGUUAACUGCAAGAUUAUACUUAUCUUUUAAAAGUAUCUAUAACAAUCAGAAAGCUAUUAAACUAGAUAAUAUCUUAAAUAAUGCAGCUGACAUGCACUGUCGAGAAGUAAUCACCAUACUUGGAGACGCUAUUAAUUCUUUAUCAUAAAAAUCAAAUGAAGAUUUCAACCAUCUUUUAUUAAGUGCACAAAAAAGUGGCCUAAAAAUCAGUAUACUUAAUUUUUUAAAGUUAACAGCAAAAUUUUUGCUUUUGUUACUUUUUGGUCAAAAAUGAUGAUUUGAAAUCUCAGAGAGUAGUUGACUUUUUAAAGGUUUUAAAGCUUUAUGAGGAUUUAUUUGGUAAUCUUUAUUUUAAUCUAAAUUAUCGUAAGAAUAUUGAUUUGCGGAAUCAAAUUAGUCUCCCAAAUGAAACAGAUGUUCAACUGCUUAUUGAGGAAUGUAACAAAAUUAUGAAUUCUAUUGCUGAUUUUCAACAUCCACGUGAAUCAUUUGUCACUAUCCGAUCUGCAACUGCCACAUGUUUAACUGUAUUUAAUGCCAGACGAGGUGGAGAACCAGUGCGGUUAUACGUAUUUCAGUGGAAUGAGGCUUUAAAUAAACAAGAUCUGCCUGAAGAAUUUGAUAUUGAGCUAAUGUUUAUCACUUAUCAAACAGGAAAAGGUUCGGAUCACACAGUUCCUGUUUUUUUCCACCAGAAUGCAUAAAAGCAAUGCGAUAUCUGACAAACAAAGAAGUUAGGAAAAAUGCUGGAAGUACCCAAAAAAGCAUGAGCCAUGCUUGUGGUUGGCAUUGCAUAAACAAAAUAUUAAUUCGUUUAGAUAAAAAAGGUGCAAUUAAUGCCACCCAAAAUCGACAUCGUAUUGCUACAAACUUGGCAAAGCUGGAGCUAUCAGAAACAGAAAAAACUUUAAUUUAUAAUCACUUUGGACAUUCAGAAAGAAUUAAUCAAAAUGUUUACCAAGCUGCUCCUGAAUCCUUACAAAUAAAUACAACAGGCAAAAGACUAAGAGAUAGUCAAGAAGUGACCAAGGUUAAUCUAACUCCAUUCAAGUCAAUCAUUUCUAAUUCAGCUGAACAAGAUUAUAGCACUAUAGGAGAACAUGUAAAACCAACAGAUGAAAGUGAAAGUGGAAGAAAAAAGUUUUUUUCUUCAAAGAAGAUCCUAAAAAAUCUUUCCAUGAAGUUGAUUUUAUAAAGAUAUCUGGAAAUGAUAGUAAAGUGGAUGGUGAAAUAAAGAUUAAGCAAGUGCUAACACUUGAAAAAGAAAAGAUGAUCAACAAAAAGAAAAAUUUAACAGUUAAAAAAAAGUCAUGGAAUAAGUCUAGUAAAGUUGCGUUUAACAAAGAAUUUGCCUUUCACCUUAAAAAUAAUCGUGGAUAUCCAGGCCGUAAAGAA